Messenger RNA from Metopolophium dirhodum (rose-grain aphid), 1763 nucleotides. RefSeq lists its product as uncharacterized. The record is from RefSeq and is a predicted model, not a curated record. The coding region runs from base 247 to 1596 and encodes 449 amino acids. Gene Ontology annotation, molecular function: nucleic acid binding. The transcript is spliced from 2 exons. Lineage: Eukaryota; Metazoa; Arthropoda; Insecta; Hemiptera; Aphididae.
AGCGGAUGCCGAAUCAUAGGGUAACAAUGUGCCGAAUAGCAAAAUAGCAAAUAGCAAAUAGCAAUCCACAUUACAAUUUACAUAUUAUGUAAAUAUGAUAUUAUUUGUUCGACAUUCGACUACAUUCAGCAUGGUUCGAAUUCGCCCGUUAGUUUUUUUGUGACAAAAUAUUGAUAAUAUACAAAUAAUAUUAGAUAUUUAGAUAUUUAUUUUAUUUAAACUGUUAUUGUAUGGAUAUUUUUGAAAAUGUGUGAUCAAGUAUUACCAGUAACACCUGUUAAAAAAAAUAAAAGAGGCAAGGUAAUUCGAAGUAAACAAAAAAGAUUAGUUAUAAACCUGUAUAAAACAAAGAAGGCGAAUAAACCUAAUAUAUUAUAUAAACAGUUAAUACAAGAAUUAAUGACUGAAACUGGAAUUGGAAGAAAUAGUAUUGAAAAAAUAAUUUCAGAAUACAAUGGAAAUAAAACUAUUUCUUCUCCGAUUAUGAAGAAAAAUAGACCAAAAAUUAUUGAAGUGAUUGAUGAUUUAUAUAAAAAUGCCAUUCGUCAAAAAGUGCAUUCAUUUUGGCAAAACCGUGACCCACCAACGUUGGAUAAAAUCGUAAAUUCUGUCUCUAAAGAUGAAAGUUUACCUACAUUGAAACGGACAACCAUGUACAAUCUUCUUAAAGAUUUAAAUUUUAUAUAUACUAAAAGGAAACAAAAUAGUGUCUUAUCUGAGAGAGAAGAUUUAAUUGUAUGCCGUCGAAAUUAUUUACGAAGUAUAAAAGCAUACCGAGAAGAAGGACGAACAUUAUAUUAUUUGGGCGAGACAUUGGUGGGUGAGAAAUUGGUAGAUGUUUCCAUAAAAUCAAAUAUAAAUUCAUUCCGAAAAGAAUUAACAACAGAUUCUAGUAACCCAACUGACAAAAACAAAUAUUUUAUUAUUAUUGUACACAUUGGUUCACGAGAAGGGUUUGUUAAUGGUGGUCUAACUUGUUUCAAUUCUAAGACUAGUAGCAAUGACUACGAUAGUGAAAUUAACGGUGAAAAUUUUUUAAAAUGGUUUAAUAAUAUUUUACCUUUAUUAAAUGACAAUGCAGUAAUAAUAAUGGAUAACGCUCCUUACCAUUCUGUUAAGGCAGAACAAAUUCCAGUUUCAUCGUGGAAAAAGGCGAAUAUUAUGAAGUGGCUCCAAGAGAAAAAUGUUCAUGUUGAUACUUCAUAUGUUAAAGCGGAGCUAUUGGAUCUAGUUCAAAAACAUAAACUAGCGUUUGAUAAAUAUGUUGUUGACGAAGUCGCCAAAGCACACAAUAAAAUUGUAUUACGACUACCGCCAUACCAUUUCGAGUUAAACCCCAUUGAACAAGCAUGGUCCAUGGUUAAGGAAUAUGUUAAAGAUAAAAAUACUACUAUAAAAUCCAGCGAUAUGAAACAGUUGCUAAUUGAAGGUGUUGAAUUGGUCACAGCGGAAAAUUGGCGAAAUUUUGAAGAUCACAUAAUUAAAGAAGAAACUAAAUUCUGGGAAAUAGACAAUAUAGUUGACGACUUCAUAGAUGAUGAGUAUACUUGUACAUUUAAUGUCAGAACAUCAAGUGACAGUGAUGAUAGUAUGUAAUUUUUUUUUUUAAUUAAUAAAUUGAGUAAUGAGUAAUGACAAAUAUAUUACAGAUGAGUUAAGUAUUAUAUAUGUAUAAUGUUUAUAGUAGGUAUAUUGUAAAUAUAAUAUUUUUCAAAUAGUUAAUUAUUAUUUUUGUAUUUUGUGUUAGUGUUUGUGUAAAAAAA